Oncorhynchus tshawytscha (Chinook salmon) is the source of this 1423-nucleotide messenger RNA. Its product is annotated as lens fiber major intrinsic protein-like. Gene Ontology annotation, molecular function: water channel activity. The record is from RefSeq and is a predicted model, not a curated record. Gene Ontology annotation, cellular component: plasma membrane. Bases 464 to 1255 code for a protein of 263 amino acids. Lineage: Eukaryota; Metazoa; Chordata; Actinopteri; Salmoniformes; Salmonidae. Gene Ontology annotation, biological process: transmembrane transport. The transcript has 4 exons.
CUAAAACGUCCCUAUGACAGUCCGUCUAUUCCUGUCUCUACUCUAGAACCACCCCUCUAGCAUCAAUGCACAUCUCCUCUUGACAACUAUUCUGAGACACACACACACUUCCACACACACAUACCUAUGUUGCUACGGCAGGCGGCCAGUGAAGGCGAGCACAGCUGAGUUGAUGUUGACUGCCUUCGCGCCAACUUGAGAUCGUCCGUAGCUUAGAGCUAGAUCUGUCUGGUGGAUUCCUCUGUCAACUUUUUUAACUUGUUUGUCUUCCAACUGAUUGGCUAAGUAAGACAGCAUUUGGGUCAGCCCAGCAAACUGACCUCCAAAGGGAUUAAAACAUUUUUUUAAAGUGCAAACGAGCAGCAAGACUUUUAAAACGUACACGCUUACCUUUUCUAGAUUCACCUUUUAUUUUGUGAGAAAAACAUUUUCUGUUACAAGGAGCGUCCAGUGAACAGCCAGCAUGUGGGAGUUCCGGUCCAUGACGUUUUGGCGGGCAGUCUUCGCAGAGUUCUUCGGGACCAUGUUCUUUGUGUUUUUCGGCAUGGGUGCCGCGCUGCGCUGGACAACCGGACCCAACCACAUUCUGCAUGUGGCGCUGUGCUUCGGCUUGGCAGCUGCCACCAUGAUCCAGUCCAUUGGUCACAUUAGUGGCGGCCACAUUAACCCGGCCGUCACCUUUGCCUACCUGGUGGGUUCCCAGAUGUCCCUGUUCCGCGCUUUUUUCUACUGGGCUGCCCAGAUCCUGGGGGCCGUGGCCGGGGCCGCUGUGCUCUAUGGGGUCACCCCCAACAACAUGAGGGGCAACAUGGCUCUCAACACGCUGCAGCCUGGUAUCAGCCUGGGCAUGGGUACCACAGUGGAGGUGUUCCUGACCAUGCAGCUAGUGAUAUGUAUCUUUGCCGUGACAGAUGAGAGGAGGAACGGACGCAUGGGCUCUGCUGCCCUGUCCAUCGGCUUCGCUGUCACCAUCGGACACCUCAUGGGGAUGUACUACACCGGUGCUGGAAUGAACCCUGCAAGGUCUUUCGCCCCCGCUGUGCUCUUCAGGAACUUUGUAAACCACUGGGUGUACUGGGUGGGUCCCAUGAUAGGAGGUGCUAUGGGAGCUCUUCUGUACGAUUUCAUGCUGUUCCCCCGUAUGCGUGGUCUGUCUGAGCGCCUGGCCACACUGAAGGGCAGCCGACCCCCCGAGACGGAGACCCAGCAGGACAACCGUGGGGAGCCCAUCGAGCUCAAGACACAAGCCCUAUAAACCUGCCCAUGUCUGGGGACAAGGGACAGGCCCUGUGUCCGCCAACCCCCACGCUGGCCCCAUCCCAUGAGCACAUACACAGUCCCUCUCAUUGAUUCACUAACUAACACACAGGCACAUGCAGAUUCAGACAUAUAUUGAUGCACAAACUGUACACACACCCAGACA